Molecule: messenger RNA, 1381 nt
Organism: Aspergillus aculeatus ATCC 16872
Lineage: Eukaryota; Fungi; Ascomycota; Eurotiomycetes; Eurotiales; Aspergillaceae
Product: putative endo-1,4-beta-xylanase
Exons: 5
Coding region: 19-1239 (406 amino acids)
Biological process (GO): carbohydrate metabolic process
Cellular component (GO): extracellular region
Molecular function (GO): cellulose binding; hydrolase activity, hydrolyzing O-glycosyl compounds
Source: RefSeq, a predicted model, not a curated record
CACCACAGUCACGCAAAAAUGGUCGGACUGCUUCCAAUCACCGCGGCGCUUGCCGCGACUGUGUUACCAAACAUUGUCUCUGCCGUUGGUCUGGAUCAGGCUGCAGUUGCCAAAGGACUUCAAUACUUUGGCACAGCUACGGAUAACCCCGAGCUCACGGAUAUCCCAUACGUCACUCAGCUGAACAACACCGCGGACUUUGGUCAAAUUACCCCUGGAAACUCGAUGAAGUGGGAUGCCACAGAACCAUCUCAGGGCACCUUCACAUUCACGAAUGGCGAUGUCAUCGCAGAUCUGGCCGAGGGUAAUGGCCAAUACCUCCGAUGUCAUACUCUGGUUUGGUAUAAUCAGCUGCCUAGCUGGGUGACUAGCGGAACUUGGACUAAUGCUACUCUCACCGCCGCGUUGAAGAACCACAUCACGAAUGUGGUGUCGCACUACAAAGGGAAAUGUCUUCAUUGGGACGUGGUCAAUGAGGCGUUGAACGACGACGGCACCUACCGCACCAACAUCUUCUACACAACCAUCGGCGAAGCCUACAUCCCCAUUGCCUUUGCCGCAGCGGCCGCAGCCGACCCGGACGCGAAGCUGUUCUACAAUGACUACAACCUCGAAUACGGCGGCGCCAAAGCCGCCAGCGCCCGCGCCAUUGUCCAGCUGGUCAAGAAUGCAGGUGCCAAGAUCGACGGGGUUGGGCUGCAGGCCCACUUCAGCGUCGGCACCGUGCCGAGUACGAGCUCGCUCAUCUCGGUGCUGCAAUCUUUCACUGCGCUCGGGGUCGAGGUCGCCUACACGGAGGCCGACGUGCGCAUCCUCCUGCCCACCACUGCCACUACGCUGGCCCAACAGUCGAGCGAUUUCCAGGCCCUGGUGCAAUCCUGUGUGCAGACAACGGGCUGCGUCGGCUUCACUAUCUGGGAUUGGACAGAUAAGUACAGCUGGGUGCCCAGCACGUUCUCGGGUUAUGGGGCGGCGCUACCCUGGGAUGAGAACCUGGUUAAGAAGCCCGCGUACAAUGGCUUGCUGGCCGGCAUGGGGGUUACAGUCACCACUACGACUACCACCACCACUGCUACUGCCACUGGUAAGACUACGACUACCACGGCGGGUGCCGCGAGCACGGGGACUACGGCUGCGCACUGGGGGCAGUGUGGAGGGCUUAACUGGAGUGGACCGACGGUGUGUGCGAGUGGGUACACCUGCACUUAUGUCAAUGAUUAUUACUCGCAGUGUUUGUGAGGCGUUUUACAGCCUCCUGAGUGCUCAGGAACCUAGCACGGGUGAUUAAAAAUGUCCAUGCUGCAUUACCCGUCCUUUAAGUAUCAUCUCGAAACAUGUUGGAUAGUUGUGGACCAAUAGCUCCUCAAGGAUACCUUUUCAC